Chlorella variabilis is the source of this 540-nucleotide messenger RNA. RefSeq lists its product as hypothetical. Lineage: Eukaryota; Viridiplantae; Chlorophyta; Trebouxiophyceae; Chlorellales; Chlorellaceae. Gene Ontology annotation, molecular function: oxidoreductase activity, acting on the CH-OH group of donors, NAD or NADP as acceptor. The record is from RefSeq and is a predicted model, not a curated record. The annotation marks the transcript as partial. The transcript is spliced from 5 exons.
GCUGUGGCUGUGGUCAGCGGAGCCAAUCGAGGCCUGGGCCUGGAGCUGUGCCGCCAGCUGCAGCAGCGCGGGUGGCGUGUGGUGGCCCUGUGCCGCCGCAGCAGCCCGGAGCUGGAGGCCCUAAGGCAGGACUGCCAACGCAGCAGCUCCAGCCACGUGACGGUGGUGGAGGGCGUGGAUGCGCUGGCGGGGGUGAGCGCGGGCCUGCUCAUCUGCAGCGCCGGCAUCCUCAGCACAUACAGCAUGGCCGACCUGGACACAGCCGCCAUCCGGCAGCAGGUUGAGGCGAACGCGCUGGGCCCGCUGCGCGUGGCGCACGCUCUGGGCGCCAACCUGGCGCCAGCUGGCGCCAAGGUGGCGAUCGUCAGCUCCAAGAUGGGCUCCGUCGCGGACACCGCCCAGGACGGCCAGAACGGCAGCGUGGGCUACAGGAUGAGCAAAGCGGCGGCCAACAUGGCGGGGCAGCUGCUGGCUCUGGAGCUGCGCCAGCGCGGCAUCCCGCUGCUGCUCAUCCACCCGGGCACCGUCACAACCGGCAUG